AUGAGCGGCCUAGCAGGGAAGCUGGACCCUCGGAGGAUACAAUGGAGAUCAGCGUGGAACACGUUUACCUCCCGGGUCCUGAGGACCAAACCGGUGGAGUCUAUGUUGGAUUCAGCCAUGACAGGCACCAGCUCCCAUGGGACCAGGCUGGCCCGGGUUUUAUCUACUGUGGACCUGGUUUCUCUGGGUGUGGGCAGCUGUGUCGGGACUGGAAUGUACGUGGUGUCUGGGCUGGUUGCUAAGGAAAUGGCCGGUCCGGGGGUCAUCGUGUCCUUUAUAAUCGCCGCUGUGGCCUCCAUUCUGUCAGGUGAGACUCUUUUUUUCUGCCUUUUAACUCCCCCAGUGUCUCUUUCUCUCUCACUGGGCUGAAAAUAACACACUAUAGGCCACACUAUAAAGGUUACAGGCAUCCUUAUCACCAUGACACUGAUAAGAUUUAUAUGAAGAGCCUUUUAAUAACUGUGCAAUUAUAACAAGGGCAAAGACAUCAAACGGGCAGAGCUAUAAUAUCAAAGGCAGUCAGGGAUAUCUUAGCACGAGCUUGAAGCCGAUAUCAAAUCCUGCACCUCAGCCUUCCUGUAAGAUUGUAACACAGUAACAUGACUGGUGAAUGUGUGUCUCUGUGCUACAGGAGUGUGUUAUGCCGAGUUUGGCGUGCGGGUGCCUAAGACCACAGGUUCAGCCUACACGUACAGCUACGUGACGGUGGGCGAGUGCGUGGCGUUUUUCAUCGGCUGGAACUUAAUCCUGGAGUAUCUGAUCGGCACAGCGGCCGGGGCGUCGGCUCUCAGCAGCAUGGCGGACUCGCUGGCCAAUCACAGCAUUAGCAACUUUAUGACAACACACAUCGGGACGCUCAACGGACUGGGUGAGUGGAGAGGGAUGGAUGGGUUUUUCUACUAGUUGUGAUUUGUUGCUGAAAUAGCUAAAAGCAGUCUUAACCCAAGUUAUAAAUAUGGCCCCCUGGUGGUUGUUGCCAGUACUGCAGGUAAGCUAUAAAGGUUAAAACAAAGUUGUUCUACCUUUUGAUUUUGAAAUGAAGGGGACAUUAAAGGCAGGGUAGGCAGGAUCUGAGGAAGUGCCAGUUUUUGGGAGAAAUCUUGAAAGUAAACUCUACCCCUCCCAACCAGUUUUCCCCUCAGCUCCUCCUCUCCCCUCCCUCUCUGCUCCAGCAAGCCCCGCCCACAAACAGACGCUCCUGCUUGCUCGUAUCGUUCCAAUUAAAUUCAGAUAUAAUGCAGAUAAAUACUUCAGGUUAUUACAAAUGGGGCCCAGUCAAGGUGAAAGUCAAAAGCAUUGGUGCUACUGUAGAUGCCAACAGACUACCAGCAAACACAAUGUUUGCCGGACUAAAGUAACAUAGUCCAGGACCCGGAUCAACAGUUUAGCAGCGCUCAAACACACAGCAGGUCCCAUUUGACAAGAAUCACUUCUGUUACAGACACUUGGUUUACUUUGUUGAAGCUGUUUUGUCCAGCAGAAAGGUUACAGGGUCCGUAAGAUCCCGAAGCGUUCACCGAUGUUGACCCGGCUUUUUAGCUCUUGUCUGGUCUACCUCCAUUUUAAGUGCCGGUAUCCUGCCAGAGUCUCCGGCAUUUACUUUGUUUUAUUACUUGUGUUUUCUGUACUUUCUGGUUGGUUUCUACUGUCCGAUGUUGUACCAAGCUAACUUUGUUUGGGCUCGUGAACAUUAUUCAGGUACGUUGAGCGUGCCAAUCAGCACUAAGGAGCAGGGUCCGCCUCACAACCAGUCUGAGUCUGGCUGAGAACAGCUUUGUUUACAGUCAGAAAGAGCGGGCCGCUUAAAAAAUUUGAAAUGUUGACUAAACAGACAUAACAAAACACAGCAAUAUCGUUAUAUUACCAAAUGUCAUCAAUAACUAAUAGCUAUUGACUGAUAUUCAAAGCUUUUUUGUAUUUACACGACAAAAAAAGAUGCUUCUUUAACAGAUUCCUUCCUACCCCACCUUCAUGGUGUAUGGUAUGGUAUCGGAUCACAUCCAAUCGAAUCGUAUUCUAUUAUUUGAUAUUGUAUUGUAUCACAUUCCAUGGUAUAGCGACAGGACUGAUGACAAAGCACUUUACCCACACUCAGUCAAGUCCCUCUGAGGAUAAACACUCUCUUUUGCCAUUAUAACCUGAGUGAGAGGGUCAGACGGAUCUUAUCUUGUCUCACUGUAGAUUUCCAUCCGUUACUUUGAGCUUUGGGGCUUCAACCAGAGUUCCUCAAGACUGAAUGACAAAUCUGUCCGUCCACAGAAGCAGAUUUAAUUUACCCCAUCCUUGCCUUCGUCUGGCAGUCUGCACAGCAGCAUAUGUUAUCCUUCCCUCGGUAUCAUGAAUUAUCCUCUCAGCUGAAACAAAAUGUCAUCUGUAUCCUCUAGAUGACAUAAUGACACCAACUCAGUGAGCUGCUCUUCUUCAAUGACAGUAAAUAUUUGAAAUACUGAUAAUAAAGGAACAUUACACCAACUGGGAAAUCACCCAACCAACAUCAGAUAAUUUCCAGGGAGCAGAUGAGUGAUGUUUCUUUAUCUUGGAAAAGUUACCAGCCACACUAAUGUCUUCAGUUUCUUACAAAAUCACAUCCCACACUUUUCUAUGACAAAACCAGUGAAAAAAAGGGGAAUUCCACAUUAUCUGGCGUAACGCUAUAUCUGCUGUGUGUGCCAGCUGUGUGUAUCUAGAUGACACCGCCCUGACAGCCUCUUCCUGUAGAACAGGGUGGCAAUGGUCACAUGAUAACCACAUGUCCAGAUGGUUCACAACAUAACGGAAAUAAAUGUUUCCUUUCCUGCCAGUGGAAAACAGCUGUUUCUAUACAGGAAAGGGAAAAUGUGGGGUUAACCUGGAUGUAGUCGAUGUAUUCUCUGUGUGAUUAUAUAUGUACGUGCACAUACAGAGAUUGAGUUUGGGAGUGUAGAGGAGAAAAGCAUUGGCACUGCUCAGACAAAUUACCAAAUCUCAGAAAACCCCUUAAGGUGCUUGAAGAAAAUAGUCCACAUUAGGAAAGAUAUUAAGUAGAAGUGCCGUAAUUAUCCAGAUGUUAAUAAAGAACGUUCAACUAAAUGUCCCAGCAUACUCACAGCGCUGAGUCACUCCAUCAUGGCAGACUUCAAUUAUUCCUCAAGCAGGCUGAUACCAUGAAAUAAUAAUUUUGAUUAAUGGUCUACUUAGUUGGGCUUAAAGUUUACUUAACAGAAAGAACAACUUACUUACUAUUAAAAAAUUGUUGCGUUAGCCAAAUCAAAAAUCUCAGUGACUAGUUUGCAGCUGACUUUGUGCAGUAAAAAAGAUAGGACGGUGGAUAGAGCUGGAAACUGAGGAGAUAGAGAGUUGAGUGGCAAAUUUAUCGUAUAUCGUAUCGUAUCAUUUAUCGUAUUGUAUAUCGGAUCGUAAAAUGUAUCGUGUCAUAUUCUAUUGUAUUAUGUCAUAUUGUAUCAUAUAUUGUAUCAUAUCUUAUCAUAUAUUGUAUCAUAUUGUAUAUCGUAUUGUAUCAUAUCUUAUAUAGUAACGUAUCCAAUUGUAUCUUAUAUAGUAUCGUAUCGUAUUGAUCGUAUCGUAUCUUAUAUAGUAUCAUAUCGUAUCGUAUCUUAUACAGUAUCGUAUUGUAUCUUAUAUAGUAUCGUAUCGUAUCGUAUUGUAUCGUAUCGUAUUGUAUCGUAUCUUAUAUCGUAUCGUAUUGUAUUGUAUCAUAUUGUAUCGUAUCGUAUCGUAUUGUAUCGUAUCAUAUCGUAUCGUAUAUUAUAUCGUAUCGUAUUGUAUCUUAUAUAGUAUCGUAUCAUAUCGUAUUGUAUCGUAUCGUAUCGUAUCGUAUCGUAUCUUAUAUCGUAUCGUAUCGUAUCUAUCGUAUCGUAUCGUAUCGUAUCUUAUAUCGUAUCGUAUUGUAUCUUAUAUCGUAUUGUAUCGUAUCGUAUUGUAUUGUAUCAUAGCGUAUCAUAUCGUCUCAAAGGCCAUAAGCCAGACCCGAAUUCUGGCUGCCUGAUUUGAAGGCUGUGAUACCGCUCAUAAAUCAUGCGGAAGAUUAAUACGUUUAACCCCAAUUACCCAGCAGUUAUCACUAGUAUUCACCAGGUUUCACUGAGGAUCAAAUCAGCCCCGAUCAAAAAUGUAGUUCAGUUAAAACACAACUCUCCUCAUUGCAUGCGAUGUUAACCCAGAGAGCUGAGCUCUCUUUGUCGAGCUGUGCCUGCAGUGCUUUCAUGUAGAGUGCAUUGCAGAUGAGCAGUAAGCACGUCGGUGCUCUGCUGCAGUUCUUUUGUAAAUUCUGGCUCCAACAUUCACAGCUGAGUAUAGAGGUCAGAGAAGAUAUCACAAGAGUUAUUCUCAAAUGUAACAUCCUCUGUGCAACAUUUUUAUUCAGCGAAUCCUAAGACGAGAGGUCCAAGCUCAAAGAAAAAAAGAAGGCUUAAAAACUCAGCUGCCAAGGUUUUGACUAGCACCAAGCCCCAGCAGUACAUCACCUCCACCCUCGUCCACUCUCACUGGCUCCCAAAACAAAAUCCUCCUCCACUCCCCCACUGAGCCCCAGAAGCCACAACCCUCAGGCAUGUGUCAGACCCACAUCCCCAGCACUGAACUCCAAACUUUCAGGAGGGGAGGGCUUUCAGUGUGGCAGCUUCCACCUUCUGGGGCUCUCUUCCUGCAGCUAUUUACAACACCAUAUCUCUGGAUCGCAGGCUCGGGUGUUUUAUAAUUCAAACUGUUAUUAUUGCUGUUAUUGUUUUUCACAGAGAUGGCCACAAUUAAUCCCACAUUUCACUCUGUUUCCUGUUUAUCUAUGGAUAAAGACUUUAACCUUUACGACAGUCAACCUGGUAAUUCUGUUCAAAGUGAAUGGAAGUUAAUGUUAAACUUAAAUCAAUGGACCUGUCUUUCUCAGGUUAAACAGCCUCACUGUGGAGCGUUCAGAUCUGCUGUCAUUGUGCUGAAUUUCUGUGGUGAAGUUAAGCAACACAAAAUUGACAAUGCUGAAGAAAAAUGGGUAAAAAAGAAGUCAAAAUUUCCAAUAUUUGUUUAUUUUUCUAAAUGAACACUCAUGUUAGAAGGUAAUACAAAGAGCAAUGCCAAUAAUUUACUACCAAUACAUUAAGGGACGUGUGCCCAGUGCUGAUUAUUCAACCCAUUAACCUAAUUAAUGGCCCAGACAACAAACGAUUUUACAGCUAUGCAGAGUUGCACCCCGUAGACACAAAACAUACUGACAACAAAUGGAGCACCACCUGGGAGCUAGUUCGGACAGGCUGCUGUAGCUGCACCGCACAUCAGACAUACAUCAACUCGCAAUCACCUGGCAAGAUACCCUUCCCAACCUAAACCGACAGGUUAUCAAUCUCUGCCUCUGCUCUGUCACUAUCUCAGCUCUCCACUUUCCCAGCGUCCACUCUCAGACUCUGACUGGAGGCUCUAGAUAUAAUCUCAACACACCCCAAAUAUCUGCAUGUAAACUCAAACUGAACCAAGACGCCCAACAAAAAUAAUGAAUGUUUUCGACCUGAUUUGUCCAGCUAAACUGAGGGUGUUUCUCUUUGUUACUAUGGUAACUAUAAAUAGACAUCUCUUAGAUUGAAUCGCAGAUAAAUUAGGCACUAAUCAGACAAAAUGGACAAAUAUUUGUUGUUUCUUUUUACUCAAAUAAAAAAUUGGCAGUUUUCCCUUGAUUUCUAUCUUUUAAAACUUAACAUCUGUGAUCUGACGGAGACGGUUUUUCGCAGCAACAUCAUGAAAAAUGCAUGGAAGUCUCAACCCUGAUGUGUUUUAUCUCAAAGGUAAAGGGGAGCAGUCGUACCCGGACCUGCUGGCUCUGCUGAUAGCCCUGCUGGUGACGGUGAUAGUGGCUCUGGGAGUGAAGAACUCAGUGGGCUUCAAUAACGUGCUAAAUGUCAUCAACCUCAUCGUGUGGGUGUUCAUGAUGAUCGCAGGGCUGUUCUUCGUCAACGGAGAAAACUGGGACGAGGGGAGAUUCCUGCCCUUUGGCUGGGGAGGGGUAUGUCCACACAGAGAAAUACACACACAACAGCUCCUUGUCAGUUUCUUUCUCCGUUGACUUCGCUAGUAAACGAAUUAGAAAUGUCCCGCUUUCUGCCCCCUGGCUACAUGCGCAUACCUGCGAUGACGACGCACAGAAACCCGUCUAUAACUAUCAAUGUAAUAAAAAGUCUAUUUAAAACUGCUUGAACUAUUUUACUUCACAUGUAUGGAUAUGUUAGAGAUUCCCUAUGAAAAAAGGACUAGUUCACUAUUUUUGAUUUAGUCACAAGUAACAUAUAAUACAGAAGUUUUUUCGGAGGCAGGGGAAGUGGUCAACUAUCUGUAUCAUCUAUUUCCUUCAUUGUAUUUCAGGUGAUGCAGGGAGCAGCCACCUGUUUCUACGCCUUUAUUGGAUUUGACAUCAUUGCCACAACAGGAGAGGAGGCCAAGAGUCCAAACACCUCCAUCCCUUACGCCAUCACUGCGUCACUCAUCACCUGCCUCACGGCGUAUGUCUCUGUGAGUCUCCGCCAACACCACGAACACGCUGUAUAAACAGCUGAUCCUUUAAUCAUGAGGGGUAAUAAAGACUUGUUUUUGGUUCUACCUGAAAGUGUUUCCCUAAACUCGCCGACAGAAGGAUAGAGAGAUCAAACACGCUUCCCUCUGCGCCGGUGUGUUUUCUACCUCAUCCCUGAUCUUUACGUAUUCAGCUUGCACAGCCUACCAGACGCUUUACUUUAACACGUUUGUUCUGGAUGGUUGUUGCUAUGGGUACAGUGCUAUGGUAGCCAAUCAGACGGGAGAAUUUUUAAGCAUCGCCUGGGGGCCAAAGAUUGCAUCAACUUCAAAUCUCUGCUACUUGUCUGAGAAUAACUCCUCUUUCUAUGUCUCCCAGCUGCGUCUGUUUCCUCACAUCACGCCUCUCGUGUUACAAACUCGACUUUUUAAGCCUGUCUUUGAACUUCAUAUGAUUUAUCUCACUCUGGGAGCAUCUUUUGAUAACUUUUUGUCCCAUCUGGAUCUUCUCUGCCUGCUGAAUCUGUUUAUUAAUUCAAGAUGUUACAUGUCAGAUCUUUAUUUCUCAUUGAGUUUAUAUAUCCAGAGAUUUUUUCCUCUUCUAUAAUACCUCAUUCUCAAGCUCUGCAGUCGAGGAAAUAAACACUAAACACAGCAGAGAAGAAGGGAAUCAUUUAAAGAAGCUCUGGGGAAACCCCUUUUCUCAGAGGGGACUCGUACGGCGGUCCAAACUCUGAACUCGCUCACACUGAGCUGAAAUAGAGUCAUUAUUUUAAUCAGGAUCAACUUCAGGAUUCCCUCGGCAUCAGCUGACUCUUUUGACUGAUCCACAAACACCGUGAACCAUCCUGCGACCAGAUUGAUUUCAGGGUUAAAGGUCAUAAAGGAAACUGAUCCCUGUACGUCCCCUCUGUGAGGGUUAGUCUUUUUAUCAUUCCUCCGACUUUGCAAUCUGUUCAUGCAAAUCCCUCGGCUCUGCAGCACAGUCUCGCUGACAGAUGGCCCUGCAUGAUUUCACACGUCAGACACGAGGUUCAAAACCGUGCACAAAUUAACACACGCACGUGCGUACACAGACACACAGUGAUGGAGUAGCAUGACUAAUGAACAUCCUGUGUGUGAUGUGAUAUGCAGAGCGCUAAAGGCACUUUCUGCAGAGCUGGGCUGAGUGACUGGAGCUCAGGACUUUAUAAAUAAUUAUAACGUCUGUCAAGUUUUUCUGAUGAGUUUGGGAAAAAAAAUCACAGCCUCACCAUGAAGUCUGUUUAGAGGCUGUUCUUCAGCUUCUUAUCUGAGAGUUUCAGAUCAGAUGUCAGUCCAGUAAACAGACCAUAAAGGUCACUGAGUAGCUGCUCUAGCAGUUUCACUUAUGUAAGAUUACCUUCACGUGAAUUCUUGAUUUUUCAACAUUGAUAACCAUAAAGCACUUGUUGAGUCAGCACUCAAAAUUGGUCAUAAAAAUAACUCUGGGAGGAAAUAAGCAAAGGAAUAAGAAAAAUAUUGGGUUACAAGCUCCCCAUGACCUUUGACGUGAUGUACCUGGGCAAUCUUACACAGGAAAACAUACAAACUAGAGACAGAUACUGAACUAAAAUACUUCUCUCAGCAUCAAAGAAGGUCAUCACGGGGAAUAGGUGUAAGGAGAAUCCACUCAAUCAGAAAACUGUCUGGACACGGUGGAAGAACUAUAUGCAGUGGAGAAACUAACACAUGCGUUAUGAUUCCAGCGAGAAACAAACACUCAAAAGUCGGAAAAAUGAGUCAGAUAUAAACCUAUUCACAUUACAUUAAAAAAUGGACAACUUUGAUGGAGUCUUCAUGGACAAUCUUCUUUUCUUCUCCGUGAAUGACAUCAUGUUUUGAUGCAAAUAAAAUUUAAGUUAAAAAAAAAUGAAAAUAACUCUGAGUGGAAACAUAAGAAAACUGAAGGUACACGUAUCAGUGAGUCCAAACUCUUGAACACUUUUCCCUGUUCAGCGUGUCUUUACUGACGAUCUGUUUGUAUCGACUCUUUUCAGGUUUCUGUCAUCCUGACCCUGAUGGUACCGUACAACGAGAUUGACGCUGAUGCACCGCUCAUGGAGAUGUUCGCCAUGCACGGCUGUAUGUUUGCUAAGUACAUCGUGGCAGUGGGCUCUAUAGCAGGACUGACCGUGUCCCUCCUGGGGUCCCUCUUCCCCAUGCCGAGAGUCAUCUACGCCAUGGCAGGAGACGGCCUCCUGUUUAAGUACGUCCAUACGCCGACUCAGGACUGUUUAUUUUUAAAUCGAAUCGGCGAGUUUCAUAAAUCCUGAUAUACUCUUCUCUUCAGGUUCCUUGCCAACGUUUCUACCUACACAGAGACCCCUGCUAUCGCCUGUGUGGUUUCAGGCUUUCUGGCUGCCCUGCUCUCUCUCCUGGUCAGCCUCAGGGACCUCAUAGAAAUGAUGUCCAUAGGAACCCUGCUGGCCUAUACCCUGGUGAGUGGCAGAUAAUGAUGCUCUCCAGGUCCAUAAAGGCCAUAUGGAUAGUCGCAGGGCAGAGCUGACUCACUAAUUCAGCUCUCUGCAUCACAGCGAUUUACUUCCGGCACUUAUCAGUGUCGACAUGCCAGUGGACACACAAUGCAAUCUGUCGUGACAGAACCCGUUUUUUAUUCAAGAGUUUUGUGCUUAGUCCUCUAAUUUCUUCCCUUAAAGUUUGUCGAGGAAUUUAAUUUACUUGCAAAGUUAUGUUAAUGUGAGAUUUGUGAAAGAGUCAAAGGAGCUUUCAAUUACUGCACACAGCCAGAAGGAAUCUGCCGGAUAGACAGCGCUAAUCCUUCCAGCACUGGAAUCAUACAGAAUUAUGUUGUAGCUGUACGUACAUAAACAGAACGCUCGAGCGAAAUCAACUUUCUUUAUGCAGAGGAGGAGGGCUGCAGCAUCGAGCUCUGAUAGCGUUUCUGAAGAGUUCAGAGAUAGACGAAUACUCUCAAAAUGGACGGUUAGAGUCGUCUAUUACGUGACCAACAACUUAUAUAAAUCCUAAACUCAAUUAACGAUUUUUCUAGAGAAGUAGCUAGUUGUUCAUAACCGUUUAAAACACUGCGUCAUAUGAGUAGCAGCCAUGCACACAGAAAGCUACAAUAGUUGUAGUUGAAUAUUUUUACUCCAAUAACGUGUCUUCAUCUGUUUAUCUUUGAGUUUGGAACAACCUCAAAUACUUCUUUAAUGCCAACACUGAAAAACAAAGCAGCCAUCAAGACUGCUACUUUUAGCAGAAGUAAAACCCUCAUUUCAGCCUCAGUCUGAAAUGCUUCAUUUCGGCUGCUUUAACGGUGAUCUAAAGUUAAACACAGCUCUUGUGGGUGUAACUUUUCACACAGCUUUGUUGUUACAAAGAGACCUCAAAAUAAUGUCUUUGCACGAAACAUCCAAGGUAAUCCAUUAGCCCCUGAUUAUAGUUAUUAACUGUUAGUUACUGUUAUAUUAGCUGAAGUUAAAGGGAUAUUCCGGCAUAAAAUUAAUUUAAUUUAUGAUCAUUUCUUCAUGGAAAUGCAGUCAGACCGAGACGCUAAGGCAGAAGAACUAUCGCAUCUGCAGUCCAAAAUGAUUAAUAUGGUGAUUAUUACCUUCAAGGAAAUGAUAAAGAAAUUAUCAUAAAUGUUCUUCCUUGAGCUGCGUCACCCCGCUGUAUUCAGUAAUGGACUCGCCUGAGGUGUCACUACAAACAAGCGGCUGCUGGAAGAGAGUAGGUGAGUUGAAGAAAUGUUUAGUCUCUUGUUGAUGAAGUUAGGUGCUGUUCUGAGCAUUAUCUGUGUCUAUAGAGUGGUGUUUUGGUUGAGGUUUGUUUAUGGCUCCUCAGACCGCUGUGUGUUGCUAUCAUGCGGUCGUUACUAAAGUUGGUAAAACUAGAGAAGCAGUCGGCAACAUACAUCUCUUGAUGGCAUGUCUAACUCGGUGUUAUGGUGUGUUUGACCCUAAAUUAAUUUUACGCCGGAAUAUCCCUUUAACCGAUUGCGUUUCCAGCCUUCAUGGAGCCCAAAGUUUCAGUUCCAGGUGACACAAAAAUCCAGCUGGUACCGGUCUUUAGUUUACAGAGGAGUCAUCAGUGAAGUGAUCAGGCUGUUACCCAUCUGUGUAUCUCAUGCUAUGAAACUUAACUCCCUUUAUUUGCAGGUCAGCCUCUGUGUACUACUGCUGCGUUACCAACCUGAGGGCGACAUUCACGGCUUUGUGAACUUCCUGUCUGAGGAGCAAAACAACAAGAAAAAAGAAGGCGUUCUGGCCGAGUGCGAGAAAGACGCCUGUUCCCCAACCAGUGAGGGAGACGAGUACGGAGGACCAGCCACGAACACGUGUGGAGCCAAAAACCUGCCGUCACUGGGGGACAACGAGAUGUUGAUAGGUAAACCGGAUAAAAACGCCUACACUGCCAGCCACCCAAACUAUGGCACAGUGGAUAUGACCACAGGCAUCGAAGCGGAGGAGACGGAGGGCGGUGUGUCCCGGCGGUUGAAGAAGCUCAUUGGACCGCGCUAUUACACCUUAAGGAUUCGAUUGGGCCUCCCGGGAAAGAUGGACAGACCAACGGCCGCCACAGGGAAAACCGUCACUGUGUGUGUGCUUCUGCUCUUCAUCUCCAUCUUUGCUUUCUGCUCCUUCAUCAUUUUCGGUGAGAAGCAUCAACUGAACUCAGACAGUGAGUGAACAAAUCCUGCAAACGUAUUUUGAUUCCUCUUUAUCAAUUUGUCUUCCAGGAUUGGGCAGUAUCAGCGAAGGAAGCUGGUGGGCUUUGCUGCUUCUAAUCUUCUUCAUCAUCUUCAUCGCCCUGCUCAUCAUCAUCAUCAUACAGCAGCCCGAGAACCCGAAGCGGCUGCCCUACAUGGCGCCCUGCGUUCCCUUCGUUCCUGCUUCAGCCAUGCUGGUCAACAUCUACCUCAUGCUCAAACUGUCAGCCAUCACUUGGAUCCGGUUUUCAAUCUGGUGCCUCGUGGGUGAGUGACCACCACCGUUUCACGCUGCAGUUCAUAAACCUGUAAUGUCUCACACACCAUCUGCAGGUGUAUUUUGAUAUCUGUCUGUUUCCCUGUCCAGGUGUGCUGAUCUACUUUGGCUACGGCAUGUGGAACAGCACGCUGGAGAUCACGGCCAGAGAGAACGAGGUGCACGCCUCCACCUACCAGCGCUACGAUCAAGGUGUGGACGAAGGCUUCUGCGGCUUUGACGACGAUUUCUACCCGCCUACCACUGACAACUGGGCUGCGCCUGAGGGGGGAUCGGGGCUGUCGCCGCCCCCCGUGGCAAAACCCGAAAGCGACGGGUCGCCAUCUAAAAGUGGAGGCAGGACCAUUGCCAAACACGGCCUCGCAGAGGAGGAUCCGAUGGAUCUCUGA
This is a messenger RNA of Xyrichtys novacula (pearly razorfish), 11845 nucleotides long. NCBI's taxonomy places the organism in Eukaryota, Metazoa, Chordata, Actinopteri, Labriformes, Labridae. The record is from the annotation of a GenBank genome assembly.